AUGGACUACUUUGUAGAGCGUGGUUACCCUGUGGUGGCACUAUCGCUGAGGGGCACAGGAGGAACCUUUGCGGGCGAAGGAGUCAAGAAAGUCAAGAUUGACGAACAUGCAACUGAUAUCCAGGCUUUCCUCGGUCAAGUUGAUUCACUAUUAGCGACAAAGAAAGCUAAAGGCAGCGGCAAUUUGUCUCCAUUUUUGCUGCAAAUUAUGGAUGCCAUAAAUCCGUCAGAUUUCUCCUCCUCGAACGCAGAAACAAAACCAGUACUGAUAUCCCAUUCCUUUGGCGGUGCUGUAGUCAUGAAGUACAUGGAAAAGUAUCCUUCCGAAUUAAGCAAUCUUUCUGGUGCUAUCACUCUGUGUUCCGUUCCUCCCAGUGGAAAUGGACCCAUGACGAUACGAUUCCUGAGUCGGUCUCUUGUCCAAUCUUGGAAAAUUACUGCUGGAUUUGCGCUGAAACGAUGCGUCGAAAAUGCUGAAUUAUGCCGAGAUUUGUUCUUUGGUGGACCAAAGCAAAUAGUUCAAGAACUUAAGAGUGAUGGAAGUGUCGAGGCUAAGGUAGUGAAUGACUAUGGUGUAUCAGAUGAUGACAUUGCUCGGUUCCAAACCUAUUUCCAACGAGACACAGAAGCUACCAUUGAUGUUUCUGAUUUUGUCAAGAACGUGCCCUCAAAGCUCUGGGACAAAGAAUGUCGAGCUCCGUUUGUGGAUCAGCUCCCUCCAUGUCUAGUAGUGGGAGCAACUCGAGACUUUUUGGUCGACCGUGAAGGUGUGGACGAGACGGCGAAAUACUUUGGAGUCAAAACUACAAUGGUGGAGUCUCCUCAUGAUGUCAUGAUUGGAGAAUGCUGGCAAAAUGGUGCUGAUACGAUCUACGAAUGGUUACAAUCUAAUGGAUUAUAG
Molecule: messenger RNA, 900 nt
Organism: Cylindrotheca closterium
Lineage: Eukaryota; Bacillariophyta; Bacillariophyceae; Bacillariales; Bacillariaceae
Source: the annotation of a GenBank genome assembly